Vitis vinifera (wine grape) is the source of this 477-nucleotide messenger RNA. NCBI's taxonomy places the organism in Eukaryota, Viridiplantae, Streptophyta, Magnoliopsida, Vitales, Vitaceae. The record is from the annotation of a RefSeq genome assembly.
AUGCCAUUCGGAAGAAGUCUUCUACAGAGGGAAAGCCUGUUACGAGUAAGUGGAGAGGAAGGAUCCCCAGAGAUUCUUAUCUCAUUCCAUUCUAGUGGCUCGACCAGUAACCAAUGGCGAAAACUCAAAAAUCCAUGGUUUCCCGGUAGAACCCCAUUUCGCCCAAGUUGUUGCGGAACCGGAAAAAAGAAGCGGUUUUUCGCACAGCUUGCUCAUAGUGCAGGUCCCACUUGUAUUUCGUAUUUGGCCGAAGAAGCAUCGGACAGGUUGGAGUUCCUACGUUCUUGGGACUCCAUGGACCAAGAUCUGCUUUCAUUAUAUGGGCAAUACCGAUCUACUUUAGUAGAUCAUAUGGAUGUAGAAAAAGCUUUUCAUUUUGAUGAAUUGGAAACAUCUCUUUUCCAUUUUGAUUUACCCAGUUUAUAUCUUUGUUUCGUGUGUUCCCGGGAGGAACUUCAAUCUCGGGAUACCACCUAA